AUGGCUGCAAUUUUUUCCUUCGACCCGUCUACUGCAGCUAUUUGCACGGCAGUCUCUCUGCUCAGUUGCCUUCUGUGGCGACGCUAUCAAUCCCCGCUGAGCGACAUUCCGGGCCCUUUCCUUGCAUCGUGCACCAGGCUGUGGCACGUCAUCCGCAUUUUCACCGGCGACAUUAACGUCCGAAGCAUUAGGGAGCAUGAGCAGCAUGGGCCGUUUGUCCGCAUCGCCCACGACGAAGUCAGCGUCUGCCACCCGGACGCCAUCCGCAGCAUCCUGCUGAAUCCAAUCCCAAAGGCACCAUGGUACAAAGUUCUAGCCCUCCCGGACCGGCGCUUCCAAACCCCCAUGUCCGAAACCGAUCCCAAGCGACGAGUCGAGCGAGCCAAAAAUGUCGCGUCUGCGUAUGCUCUGUCCAGCCUGAUAAAGUCCGAGUCGUAUAUGGACACCAUGAUUCAGCUGAUGCUAUCCAAGUUCGACCAAUUCGCUGAGAAGCAAGAGCCCGUGGAGCUGGACUACUGGUUCAACUUCCUCGCGUUCGACAUCAUCGGCGAGGUUGUCUUCUCAGAGAGCUUUGGGUUCUUAGACAGUGGGAAAGAUCUCGGCGGGUCAAUAGGCAAUUCUCGUGCGCUCAAUGCUUAUAUCGCUGCAGCUGGGUACUUCCAGUGGUUGCAUAAUCUGACAUUGGGCAAUUCCCUGCUGUCGAAAUACAACCUGAUGCCGAAUAACCACCUCUUCGACACGACCAUGGCUGCUCUGCAACGCCGGCAGGCGAACCCGAACCCUCGCAACGACAUGAUCGAACACUGGAAGAAGACAUUGGAGCAGCAUCCCGAGCGCAUGACGAUCAUCGACCUACAGGCUACGGCCACGGGAACUGUCGGCGCCGGAGCAGACACAAUCAGCGGUGCUUUGCAGUCAUUUGUAUACCAUAUGCUUCGGAAGCCUGAACAUCUGGAAACGCUGCGCGCGGAGAUCAACAGCGAGAGGGCACAGGGGAGGUGCAACGAUCCUGUCGUAUCCUACGCACAUGCCCAGAACAUGGAGUAUCUACAGGCCUGUAUCAAAGAGUCACUUCGUAUUUUCGGUCCAGUCCCAUUCGGCCUCGCUCGGUUGGCACCAAAGGGCGGCCUUAAAAUCGGGGAUCGCUUCUUCCCUGAAGGGACAAAGUUGAGCGUGAACCCCUGGGUCAUCCACCAUUCGACAGAAUUCUUCGGACCCGACGCCAAAGCAUAUAACCCCGGCCGGUGGAUCGGGCCCCAGGCAAAGGCUAUCGAGAAGUAUUUCGUGGCGUUCGGUGCUGGAUAUAACUCGUGUCCCGGACGCAACCUGGCAACUAUCGAGCUCUCGAAGGUUAUUGCGACGCUUGUUCGAGAUUAUGAUAUCCGCCAGCAGAAUCCGGAUCAUAGCUGGAGUUAUAUGGCAUAUUUCACGGCAGUGCCAUAUGGGUGGCCGUGCUAUGUAUCCAAGGCGGAAGGAGGUCUACGGUAG
Aspergillus versicolor CBS 583.65 is the source of this 1488-nucleotide messenger RNA. Its product is annotated as cytochrome P450. The transcript has 6 exons. The coding region runs from base 1 to 1488 and encodes 495 amino acids. Gene Ontology annotation, molecular function: monooxygenase activity; oxidoreductase activity, acting on paired donors, with incorporation or reduction of molecular oxygen; iron ion binding. The record is from RefSeq and is a predicted model, not a curated record. Lineage: Eukaryota; Fungi; Ascomycota; Eurotiomycetes; Eurotiales; Aspergillaceae.